CCUCUCAACUGGACCUCGGCCCCCCCCCCUUUCCGUUUCAAACCCCAAAUCCAAAAAAACAACAACACUAUGUCCAUCCGCGGUGACAAGGCGAUUGUGAAGCAGGUGCUCUCUGGCGAUACGAUUGUGCUGCGCGGCAAGCCCGUGAACGGCCCGCCGCAAGAGAAGACGGUCUCGCUGGCCAACCUGGUCGUCCCGCGCCUGGCCCGUCGCUCGAACGACGCGAACGCGGCUGCCUCCGAGCCCGAGGAAGCGUUCGCCUGGGACGCGCGCGAGUUCCUGCGCACCCGCCUGGUCGGCCGCGAAGUCACCUUCAAGACCGAGUACACAAUCGCCACGAUGCAGCGCGACUUUGUCUCCAUCAUUGUCAACGGCGAGAACAUUUCCCAGCUCCUCGUCAAGGCUGGCCUCGCCAAGACUCGCACCCCGACCAACGCCAGCAAGAUUAGCGAGGAGCUUGUCGAGCUGCAGCGCAUCGAGGCCGAGGCACAGGCAGCCGGCACUGGCCAAUGGUCGACCAAAGAAGGCGAAGCUGCCAAGCACUCUCGCCAGGUCGUUUGGAAGGUCGAGAACUCGAAGGCGCUGUUGGAGGCACACCAGGGCAAGCAGGUCGAUGCUAUCAUUGAACAACUUCGUGACGCCUCCACGGUUCGCGUUCUGCUGCUGCCAAGCCACACGCAUGCCACCAUCCAGUUGUCUGGCGUGAAGGCACCGGGCUUCAAGCGUGCCGAGGGUAGCGACAAGGAAGAAGCCGAGCCGUUCGCGGAAGAGGCGCGGUUCUUUGUCGAGUGCCGCUUGCUCCAAAAGGACGUCAAGGUUGUGCUCGAAGCAGUUGCACCUCAGCCAAACACUUUUGUCGGCUCCAUCAUCCACCCUGCCGGUAACAUUGCCGAGGCUCUGCUGAGCGAGGGUCUUGCCAAGUGCAACGACAAGUCGAUCGGCCUCGUUUCCGUUGGCCGUGAAAAGUACCGCGCGGCAGAGAAGAGCGCCAAGGACAAGAAGGUCCGCCUCUGGAAGAACUUUGUCGCCUCUGCAGCAUCGUCCUCGGGUCCCGUGGACACUAUUGGCAGCGAGCGCACCGGCGUUGUGGUUGAGAUUGUUAAUGCCGAGACCAUCAUUGUGAAGGCGGAGGAUGGCGUUCACCGCCUCAACCUCUCCUCCAUCCGUCAGCAGAAGCCCAACCUCAAGGCGGCCAGCUCGGAUGCCGCCGAGGGUGCCGAGGGUGCUGAGCCCAAGAAGCAGGCCACCCCCGCAGCCAAGCUGACCAUGUACGACAUCCCGUGCGGCUUUGAGGCCCGCGAGUUUUUGCGCAAGCGCCUGAUUGGUCACCGGGUCAAGUUCACCGUCGACUACAUCAAGGCCGCCAGCGAAGGCUUCCCCAGCCGUACCUUUGCCACGGUCGUCCUCGACAACACCAACAUUGCCGAGGCCCUCGUCUCGCAAGGCUUUGUCACGGUCGUCCGCACCCGCAACGACGACGAUGUGCGCUCGCCGAUCUACGACGACCUGCUUGCUGCCGAGGCUCGUGCCGAGAAGGCCGCCAAGGGCAUUCACAACAAGAAGGACGCGCACACGCUGCGUGUGACUGACAUUACCGCCGACGCCAUCAAGGCCAAGCAGUUCCUGCCCUCCUUGCAGCGCGCAGGCCGCACCACCGUUGUUGUGGAAUACAUCAUGUCGGGCUCCCGCGUCAAGGUCUACCUGCCUCGCGAGAAGGGCACGGCCACGUUUAUGCUUUCGGGCAUCUCCUGCCCCCGUGCAUCCCGCGGCGCGACCGAGCCCGGCCAGCCUUUUGGCGACGAAGCACUUGCUCUUGUGCGCGAGCGCACUCUGCAGCACGAUGUGGAUAUUCUUGUGGAGGGCAUUGACAAGUCUGGCGGUUUGAUUGGUGCACUCUACCUGCCCAACAACGACAACCUUGCCGCUGUUCUUGUGGACCGAGGCCUCGCGACCGUCCACUCCUCUGCCGAGAAGCUGAACUAUGCCCGCGACCUCAUUAACGCCGAGCAACGCGCCAAGACGGCUCGCCUCAACCUCUGGAAGGACUUUAAGGAGGAGGUCAAGCCAACUGCCGCCGAGCUUGCUGCCGCCGAAGAGGUGGUCGAGCGCAAGGUUGAGUACUCCACCGUCGUCGUCACCGAAGUCACAACCGCUGUCAACCUGUGGGUCCAGAAGGAGAGCGAUCUCGCUCGCCUCGACACCCUGAUGGAAGGUCUGGCCAAGAGCUUUGAGUCCAACCCGCCCGUCACUGGCGCGUACAAGCCCAAGCUUGGCGAUCUCUGCGGCGCCAAGUACUCUGCCGACGGCAACUGGUACCGCGCCAAGGUCACCAAGGUGACUGGCAACCAAAUUGGUGUCCUGUUUGUCGACUACGGCAACUCGGAGACGACUACUCCCGCCAAUCUUGCUUCUCUCCCCGCUGCCUUCUCUGCUGCUGCCCCUGCUGCCCAGGAAGUGUUUGUUGCCUUUGCCGCCCUUCCUUCUGACCCCGAGUGGGCAAAUGCUGCCGUCGAGUUUGUGCGCGAAUGCGUUCUUGACAAGCAACUUCGCAUGAACAUUGAGUACAAGCGUGAGGGUCGUGCCUAUGUCUCGCUGCUUGAUCCCGAAACGAAGGACGAUCUGGCUGGCAUCCUUCUCGAAGAAGGUCUCGCUCUUGUUGAGCCUCGUCGCGAGCGCGCGCUGGCUGCUCUUGUUGCGGAGGCAACCAAGGCGCAAGAUGCUGCCAAGCGUGCUCAUCGCGGCAUCUGGCGUCACGGUGAUGCGAGCGUUGAAGAGGCGCGUGAGUUUGGUUUCACCGGCAAGGCUCGUUAAUCGUUGCACUACUGCAGUGCUCUCAUCGUUCCCUUUCUGCGUUUCUAACGCGACACACACGAUGGUCUUUCAAUAAAGCGGUUUGUCAGCUC
Molecule: messenger RNA, 2903 nt
Organism: Capsaspora owczarzaki ATCC 30864
Lineage: Eukaryota; Filasterea; Ministeriida; Capsasporidae
Exons: 9
Coding region: 70-2811 (913 amino acids)
Biological process (GO): regulatory ncRNA-mediated gene silencing; mRNA catabolic process
Cellular component (GO): RISC complex; cytosol; nucleus
Molecular function (GO): nuclease activity; RNA binding
Source: RefSeq, a predicted model, not a curated record